Molecule: messenger RNA, 1835 nt
Organism: Anoplophora glabripennis (Asian longhorned beetle)
Lineage: Eukaryota; Metazoa; Arthropoda; Insecta; Coleoptera; Cerambycidae
Product: 4-coumarate--CoA ligase 1
Exons: 5
Coding region: 108-1706 (532 amino acids)
Biological process (GO): long-chain fatty acid metabolic process; fatty-acyl-CoA biosynthetic process
Molecular function (GO): long-chain fatty acid-CoA ligase activity
Source: RefSeq, a predicted model, not a curated record
UUCACCAGAUAGCUGUUCACAAUAAAGAAAAUAGGAAAUUUAAUUCGCAGUUUAAGUUUUAUAAUGCAACUCGGUUAACUAAGGAAAAUCAUACUAUCAUAAGAAAAAUGCAGGUGGAGAAUAAUAUCAUUACGACUGAUGGCGCACCUCUAGACGAUAUUUAUAAAGGAGGUGUUGGAUAUUUUUGUUUUGAAUUGAUGAAAAGACAUAGUCCCAAGAUAGCCGAGCUUGAUGCACGCACAGGACAAGAAGAAACUUAUGAAUCAUUAUUAAAAAAGAGCAUAAGAACAAGUAUAAUCUUACAAAAUAAGGGUGUACAGAAAGGAGACACGAUAGUGAUAUAUUCUAAGAACCAAUUGUACGCAUGCGUUCCGUUGAUAUCGUGCUUUUUUCUCGGAGCUAUUCCAACCUAUUUGGAUGAUUUACUGACUUCAAUUGAAGUUGUUAAUGUACUCAAACAACUAGAUCCGAAACUAAUUCUAACAACAUCUGAAAAGCUGGAAACUAUUCAAAAGUUUAUUAAAACUGAAGGUAAUCAUGUUAAUACUGAAAUAUUAAUUUUCGACCAGGGAUUUUAUGAACCACAAGAAAAUGAAGGUGAAUUCCAACCCAUAUACGUGAAUGAUUUAAAGGAAACGGUAAUGAUUCCCUUCAGUAGCGGAACCACAGGUUUUCCGAAAGGAAUAUGCAUAAGUCAUUAUGCCUUAUUACGUCGUAACUACGAUGGUCUUUGCCCAGCAGAUAAAACGAAAGUAUUAUUCAGUUACGGCUCUUUCCACUGGCUCAUACAAGCAGCACGCCUGCUAUGUUCAAUUCGAAGUGGAAUUUGCCGCUUGAUCGAUCCUGAACCGUUUGAGGCCAAGAAAGUUUGGUAUUUACUAGAAAAGUUCAAAGUAAAUGUAGUAUUUUUAAUUCCUUAUGCCGUAAUGGAAAUGUAUAAUGUUGGGAAACCAAAAAAUCUUGAUUUGAUGAACUUAACAACAAUUAUUGUUCCUGGCUGUAAACUACCUAAACAGUAUCACCAAAAUGUUCAAGAGUUACUGCCCAGCGUGGAUGUUUUCCUUCUAUAUGGUCAAACGGAGGUUGGUCCCCUCACAGCAUUUAGUAAAUGCGAUUUACAUAGAGAAUAUAACAGAAAAAAGCUUGGUAGUAUAGGUGUACCCUACAGUGGCUCUGGUAAUUCUUAUAAAGUAGUGGAUCUAAAUACUGGCGAAGCUUUAGGUCCCAAUAAACCUGGUGAGCUUCAUGUAAAAAGCGAUGCAGUAAUGUCCGGCUAUUACAACGUGGAUAGCAGCGAUCAGUUCGAUGAGGACGGUUGGCUCAAGACUGGCGAUGAAGUGCUUUACGAUGAAGAUUUAUGCUUUUUCAUUAUUGACAGAAUUAAGGACAUGAUAAUACAUAAAGGCUGGCAUAUACCGCCAGCUUUUUUGGAGGAAGAGCUAUUAAAUCACCCUGCUGUCAAAAGAGCAGCGGUUAUUGGUAUUCCCCAUGAAACAGAUGGAGAACAUCCCAUGGCGUUGGUAGUUCUAAAGGACAACAUUAAGAAUGUCACUUCUAAAGACAUAGAGAAAUUCAUAGCCGAAAGGAUGCCAGAACGAUUUCACUUAAAAGCAGGUGUAAAAUUCAUAGAUGAUUCGUAUUUUGCAGGUGCCAGGAAAGUGAAAAGAUAUUUGUUGAAGAAAUUGGUCCUCAAUGGGAAAAUUUAAAACUAUAUAUUCUCAUCUACAUGAGGCUUAUUACCAUUUAACUUUUUUUCAUUUUUGCUUAUUCAGGACAAGAAAAAAUAUUUAGCUAUAAGAUUUAUAUAUUACUGGUGGUAAUAAAAUUUUAAAUUU